AUGACUCCCAAAGCUUCCACCCGGAUCGCAUCGGUGCGCCGUCUCAACAAAGAAGGCCCCGGAGAGCGAUCCCUCGCAGAGUGGUGGGCCAACGAACGCGAUAACCACACCCCGGAAGCGGCCGCCAUCGAAGACGCGGCGCAACUCCUCCGAACCAGCGAUAUCCCCGUUGCUUUCCCCACAGAGACAGUGUAUGGACUGGGUGCAGAUGCGACGCGGAGUGAUGCAGUACAAGGGAUCUACAAGGCGAAGCAGAGGCCGUCAGAUAACCCGUUGAUUAUACAUGUUGAUUCGCUGGGGAUGUUGGAGCGGUUACUCAACCCCACACAGGAAAGCCCAUCGCGCAGGACUUCCACUGCAAAGAACGCUAUCCCCCCCAUCUACGACUCGGUCAUUUCCCGUUUCUGGCCUGGUCCUCUCACAAUCCUCCUCCCUAACCCCUCCGGCUCCCCUCUUGCUCCCGAAGUCACCUCCAAACUUACGACAUUUGGCGUGCGCAUGCCCUCGUCCCCGCUUGCACGCUUGUUGAUUCAUGUAACGGACCGACCACUGGCGGCUCCCUCAGCCAACGCAUCCACGAAGCCCUCCCCGACGGCGGCGGAACAUGUAUUCCAUGACCUUGAAGGUCGCAUUGAGCUGAUCCUUGAUGGUGGUCCCUGUGGCGUAGGCGUGGAGAGUACGGUUGUCGACGGGCUGUCCGACCCCCCGGCUAUUCUUCGACCGGGCGGGAUUGGAAUCGAGGAGCUGCGGACGUGCGCUGGGUGGGAGAAUGUACAGGUCGGAUACCAUGACGGCACACUAGACGUGAAGGAGAUCCCACGGGCACCGGGCAUGAAGUACCGACACUACUCGCCCAAGGCACGCGUGGUGCUGUUCGAAGCCGGCUCCGAUGAGGAAGCCGUCACGAGACAUAUCCGCAAGGACCUGGAAGAUUCGGCCAUCGGAGCACACAUGAUCGGAGUUGUCCGCACGCAACACUGGAAGCGCGGCACUGCAACCAAGGAGACCUUCGACUGCCACCUCGGCACGGAUGUCAAGUCGAUCGCGCAGGGCCUCUUCUCUGCGCUACGGGCCAUGGAUGAAAUGGAGGUGGAUGUCAUUUACGUCGAGGGCGUGCCUGAUCACCAGGGCGAUCUGGCAGCUGCUGUCAUGAACCGGCUGCGCAAAGCCGCUGGGGCGGAACUCCGGGUAUAA
This is a messenger RNA of Aspergillus niger, 1194 nucleotides long. RefSeq lists its product as uncharacterized. Gene Ontology annotation, cellular component: cytoplasm. The record is from RefSeq and is a predicted model, not a curated record. The coding region runs from base 1 to 1194 and encodes 397 amino acids. Gene Ontology annotation, biological process: regulation of translational fidelity. Gene Ontology annotation, molecular function: nucleotidyltransferase activity; double-stranded RNA binding; tRNA binding. NCBI's taxonomy places the organism in Eukaryota, Fungi, Ascomycota, Eurotiomycetes, Eurotiales, Aspergillaceae. The transcript is spliced from 2 exons.